Molecule: messenger RNA, 1289 nt
Organism: Hyposmocoma kahamanoa
Lineage: Eukaryota; Metazoa; Arthropoda; Insecta; Lepidoptera; Cosmopterigidae
Exons: 2
Coding region: 119-916 (265 amino acids)
Source: RefSeq, a predicted model, not a curated record
CAAGCUCACGGCGAUAAGAACAUCUCCAAAAAGUGGAGUUGUUCUAAAGAAUAGGAAUUCUACUCGCAAAAAGUAACUAAAGUCUAAAGCUACGUUGCAGCCGGUGCUCACGCAUAACAUGCGCUCAAUCGUGGUACUCGCCUGUGUGGCGCUGGCUUACGCUCGCCCCGAGCCGCCAGUUGGUUAUAGCUAUCCGGCUCCUUCGAACAAAUACUCUGCACAGUCCAGCAGCUUUGCAAGCUCAUCCGUCAGUGGGGGCCUCAAGGGCAUUUCCCAUGGAGGAUACUCUUCCGGUGGAAUUUCUCUAAGCUCACACUCAAGCGGAAUCUCUCUUGGAACUAGCUUCGGUGGCGACUCUGGUUUUAGCGGUGGAUAUGCUGGUGGCUACUCUGGUGCUCCUUUGGUACAGAAGCAUAUUUACGUCCACGUACCUCCACCAGAACCUCAAGAAUACAGGGCGCCUCGUGUUCCCGCGGUCGCUCCUCCACAGAAACACUACAAAAUCAUUUUCAUUAAGGCCCCAACUCCCCCCACCCCAGUUGCACCUAUAAUUCCUCUUCAGCCUCAGAACGAAGAAAAGACCUUGGUCUACGUGCUCGUCAAGAAACCCGAAGAGCAGCCCGAUAUUGUCAUUCCAACUCAGGCUCCCACUCAGCCAUCCAAACCCGAAGUAUAUUUCAUCAAGUACCAGACCCAGAAGGAAGCUGGUGGCGCCUCUAUCGGUGGAGCUACUGGCGGCGCUGAUCUGUCUAGUGUCAGCUUAAGCAGUUCUAGCUCUAGCGGUCACGCAGGUGCUGAAAUUAGCGCUAACUUUGGCACUAGUGGUGGAGACGAAAGCGGUUCUGAAGGAGGUCAUUCGGGUGCUACCAGCUCUCAAUAUGGUCCCCCCGGACACGUUGCUGGUCCUCUUCACUAAUCGAAGACUCCUCAAAACUUAGAUGAUAGGAUAUUCCGACGAGUUAUUUAUUGUUAAGAGAACUUAGUCGCAAUGCCAGUCAAUUAAAUACAUUGUAAUUGUUGUGACGUGAAAACGUUGAAAAGCUUUUCUUAUCCUUCCAAUCGCAGUUCGCGGUCGGUCUCCCUAAACAAAGUCAACUCACUAGAGUUCGCUCGUGGACUCUGUUAACGCGACAAGUAAUAUAACUCAGAGUUAUAUCUCAUCCCCAGUUUCACCCUUACUUGUUAAUAGAGCACAAUGUUACCGUUGUUCGAAAGUUAGUAUUUUUACAAUGACUGUUGUUAUGUAUUAUGAAUAGCUUUUUACUUUUCUAAUAAAAUGAGAAGUGUGG